AAUGGUGGGGAUUGAAGGCAUCAUAGUCGGGAUAGUUGGCAAUGGAGUGGAAGGAAGUGGAGGAAGAGUGACCUUGGGAGCAUUGGGGAUGGUUGGGAAUGUUGGUUUUGGCAUAGAUGGGAUUUGGGUGCUUGGGAAAGAAGGCAAUGUGGGCUUUGGCAGUGCUGGGAUUAAAGGGGUGGUUGGCAAUGGUGGCAAUGCGGCUUUAGGCAGUGUUGGGAAGGAAGGCAGUGGAGGCAAUGUAGCCUUGGGAAUGGGAAGGGAUGGAAUGGUAGGCAGCGUCAAUGCCGGGGGUGGAGCUGCUGUGUCCAGAAGGUUCCGGGCAGCCAGGCUUACAUCAAGGCUUGAUAAACACAAUGCUGCUACCAUCAUAGACAAUAGUAGGAAACAAUGCUUGAAACCUGCCAUAUUGGUUGAUAUAUAG
This is a messenger RNA of Prunus dulcis (almond), 424 nucleotides long. RefSeq lists its product as uncharacterized. The record is from RefSeq and is a predicted model, not a curated record. Lineage: Eukaryota; Viridiplantae; Streptophyta; Magnoliopsida; Rosales; Rosaceae. The transcript has a single exon. Bases 2 to 424 code for a protein of 140 amino acids.